GGUUCCACCAGCUGAGGACAAUGUAGAGCAGAGCCUCAGCUGACUCACAAAGGAUCCAUAACAUGAGUGAAAAUAAACCCUCAUAGGCUUAAGGGAUUUGGAAGUUGUUUGUUACUGCAACAUCACCUACCCUUUCCCUAGCUGGCUUAUACCACAGCUCACAAAAUGCUAAAGCUUAAAGGAGAAUUGAGAGCUUCCAAGGGACUGAAAGGUGAGGUGGGGGAGAGAGACAGAGACGUGAACAGCCUGAACAGUAAGCUCCUGAGCCUACAACUUGACAUCAAGAAUCUGCAUGAUGUCUGUAAAAGGCAAGGGAAGACUUUGCAGGAGAACCAGCUUUGUGUAGAGGAGGCCAUGAUGAACAACAACAGCCACAACAAGAAACAAGCACAGACAUUACCAUUCGAGGAGUCCCAGGUAGAUUUUGGGUCUACUAAAGAGUGUCAUCUGAGACAGCUUCAGCAACUGAAGAAAAAAUUGCUGGCCCUUCAGCAAGAACUGGAGUUUCGCACAGAGGAGUUGCAGACUUCCUACUGUUCUCUCCUACAGUAUCAGUCCAUCCUGGAGAAGCAGACGUCCGACCUGGUUCUUCUUCACCAUCACUGCAAGCUGAAAGAAGACGAGGUGACCCUCUAUGAAGAGGAAAUGGUAAAUCACAAUGAGAACACGGGAGAGAAGCUCCAUCUAGCACAGGAGCAGCUUGCGUUGGCUGGGGACAAGAUUGCCUCCCUAGAAAGAAGCUUAAACCUCUACAGGGAUAAAUACCAGACUUCCCUGAGCAACAUCGAGUUACUGGAGUGCCAAGUGAAGAUGUUAGAGGGGGAGCUCAGCGGGCUCAUCAGUCAGGAACCAGAGAACAAGGGUGAUCACCCAAAUGUGCGCAUUUACACGUCUUCCUGCAUGAUUCAAGAGCAUCAGGAGACCCUGAAACGACUGUCUGAAGUCUGGCAAAAGGUCUCAGAACAGGAUGAUCUAAUCCAGGAGCUUCGAAAUAAGCUAGCCUGCAGUAAUGCUUUGGUCCUGGAGCGUGAAGAGGCAUUGAUAAAAUUACAAGCAGAUUUUGCUUCUUAUACAGCCACUCACAGACAUCCUCCCAGCUCCUCCGAAGACUGUGAAGACAUAAAAAUGGUCCUGAAGCACCUGCAGGAGCAGAAGGACAGCCAGUGCCUGCAUGUGGAAGAGUACCAGAACCUCGUGAAGGACCUGCGCAUGGAACUGGAGGCCGUGUCAGAGCAGAAGAAAAACAUCAUGAAGGACAUGAUGAAGCUGGAGCUGGAUUUGCACGGGAUGCGGGAGGACACCUCCGCCCACAUCGAGAGGAAGGAUAAGGAAGCUGCCAUCCUGCAGCAGCGGCUGCAGGAGCUGCAGCUGCAGUUCACAGAGACCCAGAAGCUCGCUUUAAAGAAAGACAAGUUCCUCCAAGAGAAGGACGAGAGGCUGCACGAGCUAGAGAAGAAGCUGAGCCAGGUUCAGAGCUAUCUCAGGAAGAAGGAGACGGAACUGGAGAAGCAGCAGUGUAUGAUGAAGGAACUCGAAAUGAAAGUGAAGGAGGAGAAGCAGGACGGAGGCAAGGCGGAGUGUGAGGUCCUGCAAGCUGAGGUCCAGAAGGGGAAGGACUGCCUGGAAGAGGCCAAGCAGCAGCUGAGGCUGGCGGCUCAGCAAGCAGCACAAUAUAAGGAAAAGGCCAGUCUGGCAGAGAAUAACCUGGCGGACGCUGAGAAGAAACUACAGAGCUGUGUUUUUCAGGACAAGCAGAAAGCAAACACCAUUCAGGAGCAGCAAAUGGAGCUGCAGGAGCUGCAGAAGGAGCUCUUGCAGAAUAAAGAGGAUCUGUCACACAACAGGAAACAGGUAGAAGAGCUAACCUCACAGCUUGGGGAGGCCCUUAGGAAGUUCGAACACGCAGACAAGGAAAGGAGGCAGCUUCAGAGGACGCUGGCUGAGGAGGAAGCAAAAAUAAACGAAAUGCAAGAUCAGAUCAGACAGCUUCAGCACCAGAACAGAGACCUACUAUCUGCCAAAAGCAAGCUAGAAGAUGAGCUUCAGGAGAUCAAGAAGUUAGUGGAGGAGAAAAAAGGGCAGUUAAAAAAGAGCAAAGAACAGGAGAAGAUGCGAGAGGAAGAACUGGAGGCUGCUCGACAGGAAGCAAAAAAGAAGGACAAGAUGCAUAAAGAGACUCUGCGAAAGCUCGAAGGGGAAAACGAGAAUCUCCGAGAAGAGGUGGUGCAUUAUUCUACACAACUGGAAGCCUCUGUCAGCAAAUACAAUGCCGCUCAGCAAGUCAUUCAAGAGCUGAACAUACAGAUAAACCAGCAUAAGGAGUCCAUAACGAGUCUGCAAUCCCAGCUACAGCAGGCUCUGCAGAGAGAGAAGCAUCUUCUUCAAACCAUGGUCAGUAAGGAAGUCUAUGAAGACUUAUCCAGGAAGGCAACUGCCUGCCAAGAUGACCUGACCCGAACCCUGGAGAAGCUCAAUCAAGCAACCUCAGAGAUAAAGAGCCUGCAGCGAAACUUCUUAAUGACCCAAGAGAGGAAAUCUCAGUUGGAAGAUGAAAUUCUUGCUUAUGAGGAGAAAAUGAAAAGGCUCAAUGUGGAAUUAAAAAAAUUGCAAGGCUUCCACCAGGAGAGUGAGAUAGAGGUGCAAGCUUUUGACAAGAAGCUAGAGGAGAUGAGCAACCAGGUGAUGCAGUGGCAGAAGCAGCACCAAAAUGACCUCAAGAUGCUGGCAGCGAAAGAGACUCAGCUCAGGGAAUUCCAGGAGGAAAUGGCCACCCUGAAAGAGACCCUCCUUGCAGAUGAGAAGGAGCCCUGCUGCCUGCCCCAACGGUCUGUAACCAAAGAGACCUAUCGACUCCACCGAGACAACGAUCAGAUUAUGUGCAACAUGGAACAGUGGGCAAAGGAGCAAAAGAUUGCCAAUGAGAAACUAGGAAACAAGCUUCGUGAGCAGGUCAAAUACAUCGCUAAGCUGACUGGUGAAAAGGACCACCUCCACAAUGUGAUGGUCCACCUGCAGCAAGAAAACAAGAAGCUAAAGAGUGAGAUAGAAGAAAAGAAAGUAAAAUCUGGGAACACAAGGCUAUGCAAAGCCCUAGGCCUGAACAAACUGGAGGCCCCACAAAGGGCAAAAAUGUGUGGUACGUUGAGCUGGAGGGAGUCAUCCUCGGACACGGCCCAGAGAAUGGACAUCACCAAGUAUGUUGGAACGCCCCAGUGUUCAGGUUCCUCCUAUUGCUAAAAUCAGCAUCUUUCCCCGAGCAUCAUUUCUGUGCAAGUUUUCAGAGGACAGUGAGUUCCCUUCAUUCUUGACUUGGACCAUCAGCUCUUCCAGGAACAAAUCAAGGUCCCGAGCGAUUUUACAAGUUGUUAAUGUUUUACUGAGUUUGCUCCACUUCGUGCAGGGGAGUCAGCAAGCUUGAAACCACACUUCCACCGCCAGGCCCAACUCCACAAUAAAGACAUGAGCACAGCAGUG
Molecule: messenger RNA, 3474 nt
Organism: Cavia porcellus (domestic guinea pig)
Lineage: Eukaryota; Metazoa; Chordata; Mammalia; Rodentia; Caviidae
Gene: Pmfbp1
Product: polyamine modulated factor 1 binding protein 1
Exons: 21
Coding region: 166-3237 (1023 amino acids)
Biological process (GO): spermatogenesis
Source: RefSeq, a predicted model, not a curated record